AUGGAACCAGGCAGGGGAGGCCGCACAGCCAGUGCGCUGUUCGCGGGAUUCCGGGCCUUGGGACUUUUCAGCAACGACAUUCCACACGUGGUGCGGUUCAGCGCCUUGAAGCGUCGGUUCUAUGUGACUACCUGCGUGGGCAAGAGCUUCCAUACCUACGACGUUCAGAAACUUAGGCUAGUUGCAGUAAGUAAUUCCGUUCCACAGGAUAUCUGCUGUAUGGCAGCUGAUGAGAGGCUAGUCUUUGCUGCAUAUGGGAAUGUUUUCUCUGCAUUUGCCCGUAAUAAAGAGGUGGUACAUACAUUUAGAGGUCACAAGGCAGAAAUCCAUCUUUUGCAGCCGUUUGGAGAUCACAUUAUCUCUGUUGAUACUGACAGCAUUCUUAUUAUUUGGCACAUAUAUUCAGAAGAAGAAUACCUGCAGUUGACUUUUGAUAAGUCAAUAUUUAAGAUUUCUGCAAUUUUGCACCCGAGUACCUACUUAAAUAAAAUACUUCUUGGCAGUGAACAAGGAAGCCUGCAAUUGUGGAAUAUAAAAUCCAAUAAACUUCUAUAUACAUUUCCAGGAUGGAACGUUGGAGUGACAGCUCUUCAGCAGGCACCAGCUGUAGAUGUUGUUGCAGUGGGUCUUAUGUCGGGUCAGGUUAUCAUUCACAAUAUUAAGUUUAAUGAAACAUUAAUGAAGUUCCGUCAAGACUGGGGACCUAUUACUUCAAUUUCAUUUCGUACAGAUGGACAUCCAGUAAUGGCAGCUGGCAGCCCAUGUGGCCAUAUUGGACUCUGGGAUCUGGAAGACAAAAAACUGAUCAAUCAAAUGAGAAAUGCACAUUCUACAGCAAUUGCCGGGCUGACGUUUCUCCAUAGAGAGCCACUUCUUGUCACAAAUGGCGCUGACAAUGCUCUCAGGAUAUGGAUAUUUGAUGGUCCUGUAGGUGAAGGCCGACUGUUAAGAUUCAGAAUGGGACACAGUGCUCCUCUUACCAAAAUCAGAUACUAUGGACAAAACGGACAACAAAUUCUCAGUGCAAGUCAAGAUGGAACUCUUCAGUCAUUUUCCACAGUACAUGAAAAAUUUAAUAAAAGCUUGGGACAUGGAUUAAUAAACAAGAAGAGAGUCAAACGGAAAGGACUUCAAAAUACUAUGUCAGUGAGACUUCCUCCCAUAACCAAGUUUGCAGCGGAGGAAGCUCGAGAAAAUGAUUGGGAUGGUAUCAUUGCUUGCCAUCAAGGGAAGCUGUCUUGCUCAACCUGGAACUAUCAGAGAUCUACAAUUGGUGCUUACUUUCUGAAGCCAAAAGAGUUGAAGACAGAUGCUGUAACUGCAACUGCAGUUGAUAUAACUUCUUGUGGCAAUUUUGCAGUCAUCGGUCUGUCAUCAGGAACUAUAGAUGUAUAUAAUAUGCAAUCUGGUAUUCAUCGAGGAAGUUUUGGCAAGGAACGAGCUCAUAAAGGCUCUAUUAGAGGUGUUGCCGUGGAUGGAUUAAACCAGUUAACAAUAACAGCUGGUAGUGAAGGACUACUCAAAUUCUGGAACUUUAAAAGCAAAAAUUUAAUCCAUUCGAUGAGUCUCAUUUCAUCUCCAAAUAUGAUGCUGCUACAUAGGGACAGUGGCCUUUUGGGACUUGCUUUGGAUGACUUCUCCAUCAGUGUUCUGGACAUAGAAACUAGGAAAGUUGUCAGAGAAUUUUCUGGACACCAAGGCCAAAUAAAUGACAUGACUUUCAGUCCUGAUGGUCGUUGGUUAAUAAGUGCUUCAAUGGAUUGUUCGGUUAAAACUUGGGAUCUUCCAUCUGGAUGCCUCAUAGACUGCUUUCUGCUGGACUCAGCCCCUCUCAAUGUUACUAUGUCCCCUACUGGAGACUUCCUGGCUACAUCCCACGUGGACCACCUUGGAAUUUAUCUGUGGUCCAAUAUUUCCCUCUAUUCUGUUGUUUCAUUACGACCACUUCCUGCUGAUUAUGUUCCACCAGUUGUGAUGCUACCUGGUACUUGUCAAAUGCAAGAUACGGAAUUUCCAGAAGAAACCAUGGAACCAAGUGAUGAAAUGAUAAUAUAUGAUUCCCCAGAACAGUUGAAUGAGCAGUUGGUGACUCUGUCACUUCUCCCAGAAUCACGAUGGAAAAACCUUCUUAAUCUUGAUGUUAUUAAGAAAAAGAAUAAACCAAAAGAACCACCCAAAGUACCAAAAUCAGCGCCAUUUUUCAUUCCAACAGUUCCUGGCCUUGUACCCAGAUAUGCUGCACCUGAACAAAAUAAUGAUCCUCAACAGUCUAAAGUGGUCAACCUUGGAAUUUUGGCUCAAAAAUCCAAUUUCUGCUUGAAACUUGAAGAAGGACUAAUUGAUAAUAAAUAUGAGCCUGCUCUCCGUCUUCUGAAAGAAUUAGGCCCAUCAGGAAUUGAAACAGAGUUGCGAAGCUUGUCUCCUGACUGUGGUGGGUCUAUAGAAGUCAUGCAGAGCUUCUUGAAAAUGAUUGGAACAAUGUUAGAAAAAAAGCGUGACUUUGAGUUAGCCCAAGCAUACCUUGCAUUAUUUCUAAAGUUACAUCUUAAAAUGCUUCCUUCAGAGCCAGUACUCCUAGAAGAAAUGACAAAGCUAUCAUCGCAAGUGGAAGAAAACUGGAUCCAUUUACAGUCACUCUUCAAUCAAAGCAUGUGUAUUUUAAAUUACAUUAAAAGUGCCUUGUUAUAAAAAUAAAAUUAAAGGACUAAAUAAACCAAAGACUUUAAUAGAUUCCAUUUAACUCAUACUUUGUUUUCCUAGAUGCAAUUGAAGGAAAAAUCAAUACUCGCUGUAAUGACUAGUCAGCA
Elephantulus edwardii (Cape elephant shrew) is the source of this 2807-nucleotide messenger RNA. It is a transcript of the gene WDR36, whose product is annotated as WD repeat domain 36. NCBI's taxonomy places the organism in Eukaryota, Metazoa, Chordata, Mammalia, Macroscelidea, Macroscelididae. The record is from RefSeq and is a predicted model, not a curated record. Gene Ontology annotation, cellular component: small-subunit processome; Pwp2p-containing subcomplex of 90S preribosome. The coding region runs from base 1 to 2688 and encodes 895 amino acids. Gene Ontology annotation, molecular function: protein binding. Gene Ontology annotation, biological process: rRNA processing. The transcript is spliced from 23 exons.